Pseudophryne corroboree (corroboree frog) is the source of this 2535-nucleotide messenger RNA. RefSeq names its product NACHT, LRR and PYD domains-containing protein 12-like. The transcript is spliced from 8 exons. Gene Ontology annotation, cellular component: cytoplasm. Lineage: Eukaryota; Metazoa; Chordata; Amphibia; Anura; Myobatrachidae. The record is from RefSeq and is a predicted model, not a curated record. The coding region runs from base 1 to 2535 and encodes 844 amino acids.
AUGAUCGAGUCUGGCCUGCUACAUGUGGGCUUCAACGAGAUGCUGGGGGAGGAGGAGGAGCCCGGGGACUCCCUGAACACGUCACCUCCCGGAUAUGGGAGGAGAGUGCGAGAAAUUGUGGAGGAACUAACGCGUGAGGAUGAGGAGUGUACUUCUUCACAAAUAAAACACAUUCUCCAUUCCAAGUAUGACCUGGACAAAUCAAUCACCAGGGCUCGGUAUGAGAGGAACAGGACGGCUGGAGACAUUCUGUAUGAGGCUCUGGCAGAUCUAACACGUGAUGACUUCAAACGGUUUAAGGACAAGUUGUCUGAUUUCUCCAGUGGAGGGCGAGGCCCCAUCCUACGCGGGCACCUGGAAACUGCUGAUUAUGUUACCACAAAGAACUUUCUCAUAGAUGUUUAUGGGGAGGAAGCAGUGCUGGAUUUGACCAUACAGGUCCUCCAACUGAUUGGCCUUAUGGGACCGGCAGAGGAUCUCCAGCACAAAGUGACACAACAUGGUUUUAUUUUUCCAGCUACCUCAGAGAAGACAUCUACAGAUAAAACAGUGGAAGGCUACAGGAUAAAAUAUCUGAAAUACAUUAGAGAGAAAUAUGAAGUUUUUGAAGAUCAUAACGCAAGGUUAGGGGAGUAUAUCAAACUGGGGAAGAGAUACGUAACACUUUUACUGAUACAUAAUUAUCGGGAAGAAGCGGAGAGACAACAUGAGUUAACAGCUUCAGGACAGAGGCAUCUACAGAUUAUGGAAGACAGAUCAUCAGAUAAGUAUUCCCCAACCACUAUACAGGCUCUGUUUGAUCCUGCUGAUAAUGGAAUUAUUCCCAAGACUGUGGUGUUACAGGGACCAGCUGGGAUAGGAAAGACUAUGACAUCCCAGAAGAUCAUGCUGGACUGGGCCUCUGGGAAUCUGUAUAAGGACAAGUUUCAGUUUGUGUUCUAUAUAAACUGUAGAGAAGUCAACACCAUCACUGGUAACAUAAGCCUGGCUGGAUAUUUAUCCAGGUUUUGUGGCCUGACCUGUCCAUCUGAUCUGUUGCAGACAAUCUUCCAUCACUCUGAAGAAAUACUUUUCAUUGUUGAUGGUUUUGAUGAAUUGAAAUGGUCACCAAAAAGAGAUGCUAAGGUUUGUGAUGACCCAUUUCAGGAGGUCUCCAAAGAAAUCCUUCUAAAUAGUUUAUUUAAAGAAAAAAUUCUCAAAAGUUCCCUAAUCAUCACCACACGGCCAUUGUCAUUAAUGGUACUAAAGGACUUUGCAAAAUGUACUCGAUAUGUGGAGAUUCUGGGGUUUACAGGAGAUCAGCGUGAGGAAUAUUUCUAUAAUUUCUUUCAAACCAAAGAACAAGCAGACCUGGUCAUUAGUACAAUAAAGGACAAUGACACUCUGUACACCAUGUGCGCUGUUCCUGUAAUUUGCUGGAUUGUCUGUACUGUAAUGAAACAGCAAUUACAAGAGGGAUUACACACAAUCAGUUGCAAGACAUCCACAUCCAUUUACCUGCUUUACGUAAAAAGUUUAAUAAUGUAUCAUGGAAGAGACUCUGCCCAGCAUAUAAGCACAUGUAUACAGAAGCUGAGUGCUUUGGCCAAUGAAGGAGUGUGGGACCAGAGAAUUCUGUUUGAAGAAUCAGAUCUUGUAAGACAUGGACUCUCUAUGUCAGAGGUGGAGUCUGUGUUUCUGAAUGAGAACAUCUUCCACAGGGAUGUUGACACCCGAACCUGCUACAGCUUCAUCCAUCUGAGUGUGCAGGAGUUCUUUGCUGCUCUCUACUAUGUCCUGGAUGAGAAAUCAUGGAAAAAAUACUUUCUUUUCCUGAAGACUUGGGAAGUGGAAAAAUUACUGAAGGCAUCAAAAGACCAACUACAUUUAACAUUAACUGUACGAUUUCUAUUUGGUCUUUCAAGAGAAAAACAAAUCCUGGAGACUCAGAGAACCAUUGUUUGUCCCAUUUCCUUCAGAGAAAAAUCUGUCUUGGAGGAAUGGCUGAAGAGGAAGUCAUUAGUCUGCCAUAAUGAGAUACUCUGCUGCCUGUAUGAGACACAGGACGAGGACUUUGUGGAGAGAAUGAUGUCUCACUUACUUCACGUUGCAAUUAACAAUAAAUAUUAUAAAAACGAAAACCAGGAGAACAUUGGUUACCAGGCUGUGGCCUACUGCUUGGAGAGAAGCACAAUACAACAUGGUGUUACUUUUAUUGGUUGCGUAAUCGGACCAAAGGUUCGGAGUGUUCUGUCUAAACCACUUUCUAAGUGCUCACAGCUUAGGUUCGAGGACUGCAGGUUCCCUGUUACAGAGGACGUGACUCAGGAUGGAUCCAGUUUAUUUGGACUAUUUGGACAAUGUCAUAUUGAGGAACUAGAGUUACUGGUCUGUGAUCUGACCUCCUCCUGCUGUGAUGAUCUCCGCUCUGUUAUUACUACAAACCGCUCUCUGACCAGACUGGCCCUGUCAUACAACGCUCUGGGGGACUCUGGAAUAAAACUUCUGUGUGAGGGACUGAGACAUCCGGCCUGUGCCCUUCAGGAUCUUACGUAA